This is a messenger RNA of Triticum turgidum subsp. durum (durum wheat), 582 nucleotides long. Lineage: Eukaryota; Viridiplantae; Streptophyta; Magnoliopsida; Poales; Poaceae. The record is from the annotation of a GenBank genome assembly.
AUGGGUAUGGACUUAUCUAGCAACUUCCUUUCACAAGAGAUCCCAAAAGGGCUCACAUCACUUGUUGGACUCAGGUACCUCAACUUGUCAAGAAACCAUCUCUCAGGUGGUAUUCCCAGAGACAUUGGCAAUCUGGCAUUGCUAGAAUCCUUGGACCUUUCGGGAAACCAACUAUCCGGUGAAAUUCCUCCAAGCCUUGCAGAUUUGAAGGCCCUCGGCGCCCUGAACCUCUCAAGCAAUGGUUUAUCGAGGAGGAUACCUACAGGCAGCCAGCUGCAGGCACCCCCAGAUCCUUCAAUAUACAGCAAUAAUCCAGGGUUGUGCGGUUUUCCAUUGCAGGACUGUGUAAACCCGUUUGCAUCAAACCAAAAUCAAAUGAGCCAGGGCAAAGAUAUGGAGACACUCUGGUUGUACUGCUUUGUGGUAGCAGGAGUCAUCUUUGGGUUUUGGCUAUACUGGGGCAUGCUCUUUUGCAACGAGACAUGGAGGUGUGUGUUCUAUCAAUAUGUUGACAACAUGCAAGACAAGGUAAUUACCAAGAAAAUAGCUGCAUAUCGCACCUCCAAGCUAAGGCAUAAAUGA